AUGCAAUUCGUCGCCAGCCAAACAUCCAUCCCGGUGCCCAAGGUAUACUACGCUUUCACCCAUAAGGGGACAUCAUACAUCGUUAUGCGCCACAUCAAAGGACAAAUGGCGGGAUAUAACUGGGCACACCGUCCAGAGGAAUCAAGACGGAUACUAGAGCAGCUGCGGAGCAUGGUCGCGGAGCUUCGCUCUGUUACACCCCCAGAAGGGGCACAAGUUGGCAGCAUUGAUGGCGGGCCUUUCUGGGACUGUCGUCUACCAUCACGGGACUACUGGGGUCCGUAUUCUACUGUGCGCGAGUUUCACCAAGCACUAGCCAACGGUAUUCCUUGGGACUGCGACUGCACUAAAUUCCCCGACCUUGCCGAGCUCCUUACGUUCUAUCAGCAAGCAGAAAACAAGCUGGUUCUAACCCACGGCGACCUGAGCAGCCUCAACAUCCUUACCCAUGGGGACGCCGUGGUGGGAAUAGUGGACUGGGAGACGGCAGGGUGGUUCCCGCCAUACUGGAAGUAUACAACUGCCAAGUAUGUCAACCCCCAGAAUCCAUUCUGGGCGGAUCCGGUUGAUCAAUUUAUUACGCCUAUGCCAGAGGAGUUGAGGAUGGAAACUAUCAGGCGUAAAUAUUUUGGUGACUUCUGA
Fusarium vanettenii 77-13-4 is the source of this 642-nucleotide messenger RNA. RefSeq lists its product as uncharacterized. The transcript has a single exon. The record is from RefSeq and is a predicted model, not a curated record. The coding region runs from base 1 to 642 and encodes 213 amino acids. NCBI's taxonomy places the organism in Eukaryota, Fungi, Ascomycota, Sordariomycetes, Hypocreales, Nectriaceae.